Astyanax mexicanus (Mexican tetra) is the source of this 1966-nucleotide messenger RNA. Its product is annotated as serine/threonine-protein kinase pim-1. Gene Ontology annotation, cellular component: cytoplasm. Gene Ontology annotation, biological process: protein autophosphorylation; negative regulation of apoptotic process; regulation of mitotic cell cycle. The record is from RefSeq and is a predicted model, not a curated record. Gene Ontology annotation, molecular function: ATP binding; protein serine/threonine kinase activity. The transcript has 9 exons. Bases 352 to 1554 code for a protein of 400 amino acids. NCBI's taxonomy places the organism in Eukaryota, Metazoa, Chordata, Actinopteri, Characiformes, Acestrorhamphidae.
CAAGUUGUCUACAGUAGAGAAAAUGGUAAAUUACCCUCAUCUUAACCCUUUAGGUGAGGGUCACAAAAAGUAUUCUGGGUUUAAUCAUCUCCCAAACCAUCUCUCUGGUUUAAAUGUAAAUAAAGUAAGUGCACAUGGCCAUACACAAAUUCUAAACAUCACCGUGACAACCGAGUAGAACCCUCUUAGUGUGAUGUCACACUGGAAGAGUUCUAUACAGGAGCUUCCUGAGCUCCUAAUUCUGACAUUCUGUCUUAGGUCACUGAGAGAGAAGCAUCACAACAGUGCAGCUGCUAUCCGUGAGAAUCCAGUGUAAAGAGAGUGACUUCAGAUUCUGAUAGUGAAGCAAUAAUGGAUAACUGUGGAGCUAGAGGAGAAAAGAGAAAGAGCUGUGGAGAGGCUAACCAGCCGGUUUUAGAGGGAGAAAAAUAUCUUCCCAAUACUGAAGCUCAGGUAGUUAAGAAAUGGAAGGCAGAAGAGAACUGGCUUGACAGAAGGAGGUGGAGAGAGUGGCAGAGAAACACCCUCAAGCCAGGGAAAGAAAUAAGAAUAAGAGAGCUUCUCAAUACUGAAGCCCAGGCAUCUAGGAAAAGGAAGAUCGAAGAAACUUGUCCUGAGAGACAGAUUCAGAGAGACGCCCCCAAACCAGGGGAGGAACGAAAAGUUAGGGAUCUUCCUAAUACUGAGGCCCAGGUGUAUAAGAAAAGGAAGACUGAAGAAACCUGUCCUGAGAGACAGAUUCAGACAGACGCCCCCAAACCAGACACCUUUGCUUCUCGGUACAUUACUGGGUGCAAACUGGGUCAAGGAGGUUUUGGAGCUGUCUUCGCUGGAACCCGCAUUUCCGAUGGCCUAGAGGUGGCGAUUAAAUGUGUCAUGAAGCAGAGAUAUGAAAAGUGUAUCCGGGAUCCUGCAGGCAGGAUUGUGCCUUAUGAAGUGGCUAUGAUGAUGAGGAUGAGCAAUCCACCCGUCAGAAACAUAAUCCAACUGGUGGAGUGGUUUGAUGAGCCCAAGCGCUUCAUUUUAAUUGUUGAGCGCCCUCCGUGUUGCAUGGACUUGAACGUCUUCAUACACCGUUGUGGAGGUUCACUUAAUGAACGCACAGCCAAAAGCAUCAUGUUGCAGGCAGUGCAGGCAGUGAGAACAUGCCACGAGCGAGGUGUCUUUCACCGGGACAUCAAACUGGAGAACUUUCUCAUCAACCCCCGAACCUUGGAGCUGAAGCUGAUUGACUUUGGCUGUGGUGAUUGGGUGAAGUCUACUGGAUACAAUUCUUUUGCAGGCACCCGGAUUUACUGCCCCCCAGAACAUCUGAUAGAGGGGAGGUACCAUGCUAAGCCUGCAACAGUCUGGUCUCUUGGAGUCCUACUGUACAGGAUGGUUUGUGGAUUCUUCCCCUUUAGAAACGAUUGGGAAAUCUGUGGGGGCCUUAGAUGCAUCAGAAAAGGCCUAUCUCAUGAAUGCUGCGAUCUGAUCAUGAGGUGUCUGCAGCCCAGGCCAAACUGGAGGCCCUGUUUUGAACAGAUCUUGCAUCACAACUGGUUUCAUGUCUAGGAUCAGGUUAUGAAAAGAGAUCCCUACAAUGACAUGCUGAAGGAAACCACAACAGCAUUUACAAAGCCAAUGAGUGUAUAGUUUAGUAUGAAGUGUAAACAUUAGUGUAUAAGCCAGAAAGGACACUGUCCUCGAGGUGUAGAAGAAAUGGGAUGUGUAGAAGUUGACUUAUCCGUUGUCGACCAGAGGAGGAUGGGUUCCCCUUUGGAGUCUUGGUUCCUCCUAAGGUUUCUUCCUCUUGACUUGAGGGAGUUUUUCCUUGCCACUGUCGCCAUUGGGCUUACUCUAAAGAGGCUCGGACACGGAUCAGUCAAUGCUUUAGUGUAGAGGAAACAACUUGAAAGGAAAAUGGAGACAACCACUCAGGAGGGCCUAUUUCAUGAAGACCCAGAAAAUAAACAUUAAAACCAUG